GCCCCGCCAGCCCCCGUCUGCCUCCCCUCCCGGGGCCGGGGCCGCUGUUGGGGUCCCAGCCGAAAUAAGGGAAACGUUUUCUCGUUUCUGGAGCCCGUACCCGUGCUCGCGUUCCCUGGAAAGGUCGCCGAGUGCCGCUCCUUGCACGCUCGCUCCUUGCACCGCAACUCCACCCGUGAGAGGUCUUCUGUUCCCCCUGACAGCUGGCUUAUUUGAAAACAGUAGCUUUCAAGAAUUGGAAACUGUGUCUGAUAAAGUUCUGCGUGUUACUUAAAAUUCAGCAUGCAGGCUCUGCAAGUUGUUGUGAUGAAGGUUUCCAAAGUAUCUUCAAAAAUACUUUUUUCUCCUGUUGGCACUAAAUGAAGUCCUUAGAAAGCAAGGACAGAUCUGCGGCACAAAUUUUGUUUGGUGAUUUGGUUUUGUUUUGUUUUUCCUGCAAUGAAACACGUCAGUUGGGACAAAAUUUCUUCCCCACCGUAUCACACAGUCCAACAUUUAGUAAACACUGUUUUGAGAGGAGUAUUCUCCAUGCUGUUUUUCUGUUGUUUAAAGGGAGAACUUGUAGCUACUCACAUUCUUGUCUUGAUUUUGUUUUGUUUUCAGCAUCCAGAAUAGUGCUGUCAUCAGAGCCGUGUGUGGUCCUCUCACAGAGGUGUGAUAUCCCAAAAGCGGUGGGACCUGUGUGAUGAGGACCUGCAGUAUUUGCUUUCAAAGAAUAGAGUUUUUGGGUUGAAUUCUAUUAGAAAAGGAAAAAUCACACAAUAUUCCAAGAACAGAGAGGAGCAUGUGUAUUUGUGUAGUACUUAUUUUGUGUGGAAUUAGUGGUGAAUUUGUUAAUCAUCUCAACAUCCUGACAUUUGAGAACGAAGUUCACAAGCCGGGAGAGACAAAAUGAACCCUUUCUUUUUUCUGGGUUUUGGACAUUCUCAUCUAGUCUACUUCUGGAACAGAAAUAUAACUUCGAACUCAACAAAUGAGACAUACUGCUACAGCACUGCCUCGGGCAGCACAGUGCUCCAAGGAGUAACUUUUGGUGGAAUCCCAACUGUCCUGCUGCUUGAUGUAACAUCCUUUUUUAUUUUAAUAUUACUGUUUUCCAUUAUAAGAAAGAGAUUCUGGGACUAUGGUCGUGUUGCUCUCGUGUCAGAAGCUGAAAGUGAAACAAGAUACAACCGAUUGUCAACAUCUUCAUCCGUACCUGAAGAUCUUGAAUAUGAUAAGGGGUUGUGUUCUUGGAUGACAGCUGCUUUUCGAAUGCAUGAUGAUGAGAUUCAUGAGAGAUGUGGUCAAGAUGCCAUACAUUACCUUGCCUUCCAGCGUCACAUUAUCUGUUUGUUGAUUGCUAUCAGCAUUUUGUCUGUGUGUGUCAUAUUGCCUGUCAACCUAUCGGGUGAUCUACUUGAUAAAGAUCCCUAUAGUUUUGGAAGAACAACUAUAGUAAACUUAGAAACUGGUAAUAAUCUUCUCUGGCUGCACGCUGUUUUUGCUGUUGUUUACCUGAUUCUGACUGUUGGUUUCAUGAGACAUCAUAUGAAGUAUGUCACAUAUAAAGAAGAAAACACAGUUAGGUGCACAUUGUUUAUAACUGGUCUUCCAAAACAUGUAAAAAAAGAGAAAAUACAAGGCCAUUUCACUGCUGCCUACCCAACCUGCACUGUGACGGAUGUCCAGCUGUGUUAUGACGUAGCCAAGCUUAUUGAUCUCUUUAAAAAAAGAAAACAGGCAGAAAAAAGCCUGACUUACUAUGAGCACCUGUAUCAGAAGUACGGCAAGCAGGUCCAAAUCAACUCUAAACCAUGUGGUCAAUUCUGCUGUUGUGAAAUGAGAGGAUGUGAGAGGGAGGAUGCUGUAGAUUAUUAUACCAAAGUUCAACAUGAACUCAUGGAAAAAUAUUUAAAAGAGGAAGAAGCUGUUCAGAAUAACCCACUCGGAAUGGCUUUUGUAACAUUUCAAGAGAAAUCCAUGGCAACCUAUAUCCUUAAGGACUUCAAUGCCUGCAAAUGUCAGAGUAUUAGGUGUAAAGGAGAACCCCAGCCGUCGUCCUACAGCAGGGAGCUUUGCAUAUCAAACUGGGAGGUUACAUACGCUCCUUAUCCUGACAAUAUUUGUUGGAGCAAUCUUGCAGUAUGUGGACUGAAAUGGUGGCUUAGAUGGGCUUGCAUUAAUUUGUUUCUUUUUAUCGUGCUGUUUUUUCUUACUACUCCUUCCAUAAUCAUCUCAACCAUGGACAAGUUCAAUGUCACUAAACCUAUUCACUACCUUAAUAAUCCCAUCAUCAGUCAGUUUUUCCCAACAUUCUUGCUCUGGUCCUUCUCAGCUUUGCUACCGACAAUUGUCUAUUACUCAACUUUGCUGGAGUCCCACUGGACAAAAUCUGCAGAGAACAGAAUAAUGAUGCAUAAAGUCUACAUAUUUUUGAUCUUCAUGGUAUUGAUUCUGCCCUCCCUUGGUCUGACCAGCCUUGAUUUUUUUUUCCGUUGGCUGUUUGACAGAGAAUCAUCUGAUUCUACAGUUAGGCUGGAAUGUGUCUUUUUGCCUGACCAGGGAGCCUUUUUUGUGAACUAUGUGAUUGCCUCUGCUUUCAUUGGCAAUGGGAUGGAGCUUCUGCGCCUGCCUGGCCUCAUCCUUUACACCAUACGCAUGAUAAUGGCCAAGUCCACAGCAGAAAGGAAAAAUAUUAAACAGCAACAAGCAUUUGAAUAUGAAUUUGGAGCAAUGUAUGCCUGGAUGUUGUGUGUGUUCACUGUCAUCAUGGCCUAUAGCAUUACAUGUCCCAUCAUUGUCCCGUUUGGUUUAAUAUACAUGCUCCUGAAGCACAUGGUUGACCGUUAUAACCUUUACUAUGCCUAUCUCCCUGCCAAGCUGGAGAAGAAGAUGCACUUUGCAGCUGUGAAUCAGGCCCUUGCAGCUCCAAUUCUCUGCCUUUUCUGGCUCUAUUUUUUCUCAUUUUUGAGGCUAGGCUUUAAAGCACCUACAACCAUGUUUACCUUCCUGGUUGUCAACAUCACAAUUGUUAUUUGCUUGGCUUAUACUUGUUUUGGCUGUUUCAAGUACCUGAGCCCACUGAAUUAUAAGGUAGAAGAUGUGCAAUGUGAAAGAGGAAACGACACAGAUGUACCAACCAUCCCAACAUCUUCUAUGUACGUCCCUCAAGUUUUGCAUCCUCGUUCUACAGAAAGGACGAUGCUUCCCUAUACAGAGCAGCUAUCUUACGGCACCAUGGGCAACACUAGUUCACAGGCAGAAGAAAUCAUAAGCUACUCUGCUGGACCCGCAAUUACUGAGCAGGCUUCGAGAGGUUUGAAUGCCAAGGACUAACACAAGGUGGAGCACUUGGUCCAGGUUUAGGAGAACUAAUUUCCCAGCAUCACCUACUAAGUAGUCUCUUUUAUUCACAUAUUCCUCCCUACAAGAAGAGGUAUGGAAAUAAUUUAUUGUGUGGUCUGCAGCUGUGCUUGAAGAUUAAAAAGCAGAUGCCUUGGGACUGAUUAUUUCCAGGCUGUCUACACACAUUGUGAAACAAACAUGUUGAGCACAGAGAUGCUGAUCCUCAGGGACUUCACUUGUGCUAUGUCAUCACUUGCCUUACGAAGAUAACUUAUGCUGCAUAUAGAUAACUGGUCACCAAAGUAAAUGCAGCUAUUACAGCUGUCACUUAUUUAUUCAAAAUAAUUCUUGCUUUUUUUUUUUUUAAAAAAAAAUUAAAAACCCCCAACUUUACUAUUUAUAAACUUCCUGGGAUGUGUGAAAUCCUGAGGCAAUGUCACUUUUGAUGAAAAUACUGUUUGUGUGGGCGCUGAGUAUGGUGUGUGGGAGCCUCUCCUCUUGUCACCCAAAGUAGGCAGUGUAGACUUGAUCAUGUUACUUUUUUCCAUAAAAGAGAUAAGGGAAUUACUGUGCACUUUUGGGUACUGAAAGUACCAAAGCAAAAAGACUGGUGUAAAAAGAAGGGAGUUCUUUAUCUGAUGCUGGUUUUAUAUGUGUUUUUGGAGGGCGUUUAGGUUGUUAGUUUCUGUUCACUACUUUUAAGGGCCUUCCACAGUGAAAUUUCACCUGCCAACAAUAAUGGAUUUUAUCUUUCUUUUAAUCUUGGGUCAAAAUGACAGAUCUCUGGGUUUUCUCUAUAGUGCCAAUUAUGUAAGCUGUAAGAUACCAAGUUUUUAAGUUAUGUAGUAGGUGCCAAUUUAUUCCAAAGUACAUUGUGUCAAAGUGUAAUUAAUAAUCAUGAAGCAAUAAAACACUGAGUUCAGAGGAAUUUCAGGCCAUCUUGCUUGAUUUAUUUUUUUCUUUGUGUAUUGAAACAGUUCUGUUGCUAGCUGCCUGGCAGCAUGAACUGUGUCACAAACUGUUCAUGAGAGCACUGUCAUGAGAUAUAGACUGUCAGUCUAUGUCCCAUGAGAGAUUUGAAUACUAUUAAGUUUCUCUAGGGGAUAAAUCUUGGUGACCUUUGGGUAGGAGAAGGUUUUGGCCCUCCCAAGCCCUCUGCUUGCCUGCUCGUCGUUAAACUGUUAGUUCCUGAACUUGGCCUUUUCUAGCAGCAACAUCUUGAGAUUCAAGUAGAAUUUGUGCCAUAAAGCAGUGUGUACAGAUGUUCAGUGCCUUCCAGGCCUGCCUCCAGCUUCCCCGGACCAGCCCUCUGGGCAAAUGCUGAGCGGGAGACCUACCCUGCUGCAGGAAGGACCCUGCGGAGCUCUGAUAACCUUGAUGACAAGCCCGUCCUGUCAGCUGAAGGUACACAUAACUCCUUGUUCUUAAAAGAAUUCCAGUUCCCAGCUCUGCUUACCCACAGAUGCUAGCAGCACAACUGAAAACUUGCUCACUUGGGAUCUACAGAGAGUUAAUUUAUUAGCGUUUGGAAGCCUUUUGUGCUUUUCAAGAAGGUGGGCUUGUCCUAGGAGCAGCAGAUCACAGAGGUUUUUACCCGGCUCUCAGCAAAAGUGAGGAGCCUGCAGUCUCCAGUAACGGGUGACUCUGGAUUCCUGGGUGAAAGGAAACGAGGUUGAUUUCUCGGAGGAGGAUUUGCUCCCUUCUGUAGCAGCUUAGUUCCUGCCUUCCUAGGUAAGUUCUGAUGUAACAUGUAUCUGAUCUUCUCCCCUUUGAAUGGGUUCAAAGUCCCACCUCAAGACCCAACUUCUAUGGCUAGUAAAGGGAAAUAAUACUCUGUGGUGUUAAGUAAGGAUUUCACUAACUUAAUGAGCUAAAUAUCUUUCCAACUUCAAUUCUGGAUGGGAGUUCUUUUUCCACUAAAGUUCGGGUUUGGAAAUGUCCAUAAUAGCCACAAUUAGAUUUCCUCAUUGGUCUGGUUAGAUUCAGAGUUUGUGUUUUUUUAAAAAGACCACUUUUUGCUACUGUAUUUGACUCCUGCACAAAAGCUUCUCUUUGUUUGUUUCGUUGGGGGGGCAGCAACCCCCCCCCAUCCUCCCCAAAUGAGUAGGUAGAGAUGGUGUUGCCUGUCUGGGAGAAAUACCAGCUGUAACCCUUCUCGGGCCUUGAUUUACCUGCUGCUGGAUAGGUGUUCAGAAGGUUUAAUACGUUGUAUUUGUUUGUAGAAGUGUCUAAAAUGACCCACAUUCUCUGAUUCUUAGUCGUCAUCUCUCUAAAAUUGGGUUGGCAACAUCUUCUGAUAUAAAGUUUGUGGUCUUCAGCAGUCCAGAGCUUCAUCCCAUCUUACCUCUCAAAUCUUAGGGAAAUGAUAUGUGAUACAUGUGAUAUCACACAGAUAUGAUGGUGUAAUUUUAGGGCCUUAAAACACUUCUGUCUUCCAAACUCUGAACUGAUGUAUAUGUUUAGUAAAUUAGCUUUUCCUGAGAAGCCACGGGAGCGUGGUUGCAAGAUCUGAUGGCUUUGAAUGCUCUAGAUCUGUGCUAGACCUGUGCGUGAUAUUCAAGUGGGAAUGGGUGGGACUGUAAAGAGGCAAGAAGAAGAGAGGGAACUUCUCACAUUUGUUUCUAGACUCAGAGAUUAAUUAAGUGUUGGUUGGUAGUUAAUGAAGUCACUAAUCUCAAAAGCGAUGUUGAAAGUAAAGUUCUAGAAAUCUAAUAUAUGGUAAUUUCGUAAGGUACUCCUAAUAAAAUAGGAGCUGGAAUUUGCUGCUGUCUCGUAUCGUUACUGCUGUGUGGUUGUGAACCUCCAAUUUUUAUGUAGUGACGCAAAAGGGUGAAAGUUUGUGAUGGAAAUUAGUAACUGUUUCUGAAAGGUAUCUAUUUGUUGUGCUUCUCAGAUAUCUAUUAAAAAAAAAAAAAGUUGCAGUACAGGAGGAAGAUUGAGGGCAGAGGGAAUGUAAGACAGAUGUAUUUUUGUACGCCUGCCUUCACUAUGAACAUCUUUCACGCAUUUAGUGGUGUUCUAUACUUGGCUUUUCAGAUCGGUUAGGUUUAGUACGUACAGCCUGCUGUCCUGAAAUGUAAAGCACCGAGUUGCUUCAAUCACAUGAAGAUGUUCCAUGUCAAAACUUAUUUUGAAUUCUGACUUUUUUUUUUCCUAAGGCACAUUAUCAGGUUUUUUUUUUCCCUUGCAUGUAUAGACAUAGAGAAAUGAAACCAGCAAAUAUCUCCACAGAGGAAAAUGGAAGUGAUUCAAAGAAUUGCUAAGUAUCAUAAUCUGGUUGCAGGCAUUGAAUUUUUUUAUGACAGGGUUCUAGCUUUAGAGAAUGGAGUAGGCUUUUCUUAGUCUUUUGACGUCUGUAACUUCAAAAUUGUUCCUAAAAUAGGAAGACUUCAUUCACUUCUGAGACCAGAAAUCAGAACCUGCUGGGAAGAAAAGGGCAAAAAUUAAAAAAUAAAUAGGUUAUGCGCUUUUAAAAAGAAUCAUUUAAGCAGUUAUUUCUGUUGUUUAGCUUUGAAAGGGAAAGGACACAGCGGUGAAGUUAGGAGAAUUGAUUAUAUCUGUGUUCUGCAAUGGCUUCUGCUGCUUGGUUUGUGAGAGAGAUUACUUGGGACCUCUCUUUGUCUUUGGUUUCUCUGAAGGCUUAAGUAUGCCCUCUGAUCGCUGCAAAAAGCUUUGUCAGCCACAAAAGACUUGGGGUGAUGCAAAAAAAAAAAAUUCCAUUUAGACAAAAAUGUAGGUGUGGAUCUUUGUUCCCUUGAGACUGUACAAGAAUUUGUAGAACUCGAGAGAUACGAAUGUAUUUAGAUAAAAACUCACCCCAGAAACACAGGCGUGGUUGCAAAAAUGCUGAAGAACUGCUGGAAGAUAAAGCUGUUCUUAGACUUCCUCCAUUUGGGGAAGUGGAGAGGUUAGUGGGUGCGCUCCCAGCAGAGAUGAGAUCCUACGAGGCAGCCAUGGCCGUUGUCCAAAGUGAGUGGGACUACUUAGGCUCAGCUGGAGCAGAGCUGCAACCUAAGCUUGUGAAAUUGCACUGAGCGACAAUGGGAAAAAUGUGAGCUGGGCUCAGCCAGGACGUUGACAAUCACUUACCUGAAUGCCUGGGGGUGGGAUCCAUCCGUGUAUUCUUGUGCAAUGGGUAGCUGGGAAGGGAGCAGCAGCAGGGGGCUCGUCUUAAGGAGGACGGGGUGUUUACCAGGAAGCCGGUGUCAGCAGGACAGGCAAAAGUUGGUUUUGCAUUGGAUGUAGAGUGGAUACAAGUGGGGGGGCAAGUCAGGGACUUGGAGGCAUUUCGGAGCUGAGUGUGCCAUUUCUUUUUUCACCUGCCCCUGAGCCUGGGUCCAAAGCAGGCUGCAGCCGCUGCGAGGGGCAGGCAGCUGGGGGGCUGACAGGGCCAGAGUCCCUUGGCUCAGCCACCGGGGCAGGACGCUGGGGCCCUGGCAGCCGCUGGGGCCAGCAGCAUGGGCAAGGUGAAGUAGUCAGAUUCCCUCCUUUCACCUCUUUUGUGCUGUUGAAACAGGCAUGAGUCAGUCUUCACGUAUAGCGGAGUUUGUCGUGCUGGUACCUCGGACUGAGUAGCUGGGCGGUUGGGUGUGGUUCUGUCUUCUCAUGUGUCUGUUCACCUUUUCUCUGCGCUGUACUCCCUCUGCGCCCAUCAUCCGCAGCGGAUUGAACUGUUGCUGCAAAGGGGGGAUCAUCUUUCAUUUAAGAAGAUGGAAACUCAUGACUUAAACCUUGUUUAUCAUUUGUCCUAUCCUCAAAACCACAGACUUUCAGUUACUAAAUGUGGGGAGAGCGUGAGCGUCCUUCUUAACGUCUUAAAAAUCAGUCAGGAAGGUAUUUUGAAGACUGAAGUUUGGACUACAUCUAGCAAGGGGAAAGAGCUGUCACUCAGCGCAGAUCUGUUUAUAAAUACUGCUCUCCGGAAGACAACUGACAAUUGUAAUGGGGCUAAUUCUCCUAGCAGCAUUGCCAUAACACCAUCAGGGCUGUCUGGCACCGCACAGGAUAUUUCUUCCAUGAAAGAAAACUAAUCCUAAGCAAGAUGGUUUUAGUGUGAGUUAUGUUCCUUGAAGUGCUAUUACAGCAAGUAAAACAAGUGGCAUCAUUUUCUCAGUGUUUUAAAAUAAGUUACCCUGAAAUCAAUAUGGAUUUAUUCCUUGUCUCUUCCCACAGUACCCAGAAGGAUCUUUCCGUUCCUCUUUCAGACAAAAAUAUAUCUUCAUUUAAUGCAUAUGAUGUAUGGCACCUGCUGUAAAACGUGAUGUACAUUUGAUUGACUGUCUUGAACCAAUCGAUUCCCUGCCCCCAAGCAAUUCUGGCCGACCUGGGGGUGACAAGUAGGAAGGGUCCCCUUAUGGACUUGUGACGCUAGACUUCACAGAUCCUACUUUUCACUGAACGAUGGCUUAACUUCCUUUUUCAUAUGAAAGUGUGAUUUCUAGUCAUUUUUUUUUUUUCAUUCAUAAGGUGAGUAAUGCCUGACUUUUUUUGUUUAACGUACAUGAAGCCUUGUCUUGUUUACUUGCAGAAGAUGGCCGAAGGCUGCAUAUACUGGCUGGGAUUUUUCAGGGCUUUAUGGUUUGUAGUUUAAAAAUCAGAAGUCAAAUUUGGUUGUAGCGGGAGUGAGUUAGUUUAGCUGGAGCUAUACGAGAAGAUGAUGACCUUACUAGUGUUUUCUGCACCAGAAGCAAAUACUUUCCAAAGCACUUCAGCAGGCGGGGGACAGUGUAAAUUCUGUUUAUUUUCAGUGGCAUCUCCAUGGUUCUGAACCUCUUAUCCAGACUGUGCGGGCUGUACCCAGCUAAGUAAAGAGUAGGGUUUAGGUCAGCUACUUCUGGUUCCAGCGUGGGAUAAAUGCAUGGUUUGGAGCAACUUAAGGAGGUCUGGCUUUUAGGACAGCAGUUUCUUUGAGCAGAGACUUUUGGAGCAACUUUGGUCCAGAAAUGGAAGCUUCACCAAGAAAUGGUUCUGGAGCAAAACAAAGUGUUUCGAGCACCCACGUGUCAUUGGAUUCUGGGUUCUCCUGAAGGCCAUAGCUACUAUUUAAAAGAUGAGCCUUAUUCCCAAGAAACAGCUCAGCCAGCCCAACAGCAGUGCAUUUGGCCCUGUUAGAGGAAACCUACUGCCUGCACAGCAGGCGCUCGGCUGUCUCCCUUAAAUAAGAACAAGCGUAACAGAGCAGGGAGUCCUUUCUUACUGCUUAUUACUACUGCAGCGAUCUGAUACGCAGUUACUUGCUGACAGAAAUGUUAAAAAUAUUUCUGAUUAUCUGACUGACUGCAGAACUGUACCAAAUACCUGCCCGUUAGCCAGUACUGGAGCAUGUCAGAAGUGAGUUUGGAUUCGCUCAAGGUGGUAAUCAAAUCCGAAUCGCAGGCUCAUGGGAGAGCUGCUCCCUGAAGGAAGAGAUGCAGAUGCUGUUGCGAGCCCACAAACGCUUCGUUGCUAUUAAACCUUGCACUACAGGCGGUGGGGUUGGCUGCGUUGUGCUGAAACCAAAGGAUAAUUUUGAAAAAGGGGAGGGGAAUCGAUGGCAGGCUUUAGAGCUGGUGCAGAGCUGAAUUUUAUAUUCUUUCACAUUGUCACACUAUUUCACUGAAUCUUAGUAUCUAAGUGUAGGUAAGUAGGUGAUGAGCAACAGCUGCUGAUAGCUGUGGGCUUAAGCUUCGAGAAGCAUGACAUCAGAAUUCAGAACAACCUUUCCUAUAUAACAGGCAUUUAAUUAUCCUUUUUAAGCUUCUAAAGUCUGCAC
Molecule: messenger RNA, 10078 nt
Organism: Egretta garzetta (little egret)
Lineage: Eukaryota; Metazoa; Chordata; Aves; Pelecaniformes; Ardeidae
Gene: TMEM63A
Product: transmembrane protein 63A
Exons: 26
Coding region: 892-3318 (808 amino acids)
Cellular component (GO): plasma membrane
Molecular function (GO): calcium-activated cation channel activity; nucleic acid binding
Source: RefSeq, a predicted model, not a curated record